ACUGAAGUCAUACGAAAGCAGAGAAUAAUAAAAUACAAUUUUCAAUUUGACGCUUCAAAAAUCGAAGUCCAAUAAGUAUUACCUGUAGAAAAUUGGAACCGACAAACGAAAACCCAAAAUUUCCGUUCCUUUUCUCGUUGUUUUCUCAUCUCUGAACCUCCAGCAACCUCUGAUUUUUCCGUUUCUCUCUCUGGACUCUCUCGGCCAAUACCGAUGUGUUUUCUCCAACUGCUGCAUGGCCUUUGUGGCUGAUCUGAUUUAAAUGGAAGAAGUUUGUGAUCGCAUUCUCCGUGUAUAUCAGAUCUUUGCUGGGGAUUAACAGUGCAAUCCUCAAUGGUAAACCCAAAGCUGUCUCACCAUCCAACUAUAUGCUAUAGGCCUAUACAACCCUCCGACCUUGAGGUUUUAGAGCGAAUCCAUGGGGAUUUGUUUCCCAUCCGGUACGAGUCUGAGUUCUUCCAAAAUGUUGUCAAUGGACGUGAAAUUGUAUCAUGGGCUGCCGUUGACCGCAGUCGGCCAAACGGUCAAAGUGAUGAACUUAUUGGAUUUAUAACUGCACGAAUUGUUCUUGCAAAAGAAAGUGAGAUAACGGAUUUGCUAAGAUAUGACUCAUCAAAAUCAGAUCAAACUUUAGUCUACAUUUUGACGGUGGGAGUAGUAGAAGCCUAUAGAAAUUGUGGCAUAGCUUCUGCAUUAAUUCGGAAGGUCAUAAAAUAUGCAUCAAGUAUCCCAACUUGCCGAGCAGUUUACCUGCAUGUCAUAUCUUACAAUAAUCCUGCAAUCCAUUUGUACAAGAAAAUGUCAUUCAAGUGUGUAAGGAGGUUGCAAGGUUUCUACUUAAUCAAUGGUCAGCACUGUGACUCGUACUUGUUUGUGUACUAUGUAAAUGGCGGUUGUUCUCCUUGCUCACCACUAGAGCUUGUUACUGUCAUGGUAAGUUACAUGAGGAGUCUUCUCAAGACUCUGACUACAAAGCUAAUCAAGAAUGAAGAUAGGAAGGUCCCAAAAUGGCCGAAAUGCAAAGAAACCAAUUCUCUUGUAUUAGCAACCCAAAACAGAAGAAUUUCGACCGCUGAAUGUUCCGUGUACGAGUGUGUUUGAUUGUUUACUUCCAUAGAAAAGAGGUAUACCUCUCUGCCUCCCUCCCCGCCUGCUUUCCUUUAUGUGUACUUGCUCAUAAAACCUUGAUGUGGUCUUGUUAUAAUAAACUCUUAACGUUC
This is a messenger RNA of Juglans microcarpa x Juglans regia, 1220 nucleotides long. Its product is annotated as histone acetyltransferase MCC1. Gene Ontology annotation, cellular component: Golgi membrane. The transcript has 6 exons. The coding region runs from base 334 to 1101 and encodes 255 amino acids. Lineage: Eukaryota; Viridiplantae; Streptophyta; Magnoliopsida; Fagales; Juglandaceae. The record is from RefSeq and is a predicted model, not a curated record. Gene Ontology annotation, biological process: N-terminal peptidyl-methionine acetylation. Gene Ontology annotation, molecular function: protein-N-terminal amino-acid acetyltransferase activity; histone acetyltransferase activity.